Malania oleifera is the source of this 1822-nucleotide messenger RNA. RefSeq names its product psbP domain-containing protein 2, chloroplastic. The record is from RefSeq and is a predicted model, not a curated record. Gene Ontology annotation, biological process: photosynthesis. Gene Ontology annotation, cellular component: photosystem II; extrinsic component of membrane; photosystem II oxygen evolving complex. The transcript is spliced from 7 exons. Lineage: Eukaryota; Viridiplantae; Streptophyta; Magnoliopsida; Santalales; Ximeniaceae. Gene Ontology annotation, molecular function: calcium ion binding. Bases 202 to 972 code for a protein of 256 amino acids.
CAGCUGAGCCUGUGACCCAGGUUAGCUGCUCGGGAUCGAUUCCUGCUGCCUUGAGCAAAUCCUGAUUUACCUCCCUACAGGGUCUUGGGGUGAGUUCUGUGGAGCGUGGGAUUAGUCUCCGCUGUGAUGCAUCCUGGAAUAAUUUGGUAGAUACCGUCCGGGGACACCCGGACGACAUCCAAAAAAAAAAGUAGACGGAUAAUGGAAAUGCAGAAAUGGUAUAUAGAGUCCCGGAUAUCGGCAGAUAAUUGGCCAGCCUUCUUCCUGAUCAACAAUGGCGGUGUUGAACUUUUGCUUGGGACCUGCAAACGCAACUCUCCUCGUCCUAAACAGGAGACCCUUCUGGGGCACUCGCGAGAUCAAGCCGACGCUGUUCGCAGAAAGCAACUCGUGGCAUGUUCAACCAAGAGAAGCCUCAGCUUCUCGAUUGUUGCUUUGAUGUUGUGUCCUUCUCGCCGGAUUAGCGAUAGAGCCAUUGCCGAAGAGCUGGAGCUUGAAAUGUACACAGAUUCCAAGGAGGGUUUCUCUCUUCUCCGACCUUCUUCCUAUAUUAAGGUGGAUAAAGCAGGGGCAGCUGUUUUGUUUGAAGAGGUGAAUAGGAGUAGUAACAGCAUUGGGGUUGUGGUUAGCCCGGUUCGUCUCACGAGCCUCAAGGAAUUUGGGAGUCCUCAGUUUGUGGCGGAGAAGCUUAUCCAGGCCGAAAAGCGCAAGGAAAGUACGAAGGAUGCUGAGGUGAUUGCGGUCACAGAGAGGUCAGGCCAGGGAGGAUUACAAGUGUACGAGUUUGAGUAUAAAGUUGAUAGCACUAGGGGAGGAAUGAAGAGGAUCUUUUCUGCUGCAUUUGUGGCCUGGAAGAAGCUCUACCUCCUCAAUAUUGCUCACUCGGAGAAACUAGAGAGUCCUCUUGAAACCCGCACAAGAAUGAUGUUGGAACAAGUUCUCCAUUCCUUUGGUAUGGCAACAUUGACAUAAAUCAACACGAUAAGUGAUAUUUUGACAUGAUGACUUCAAGUUUCUUGGCUCGGCUUGAGCAUUUUAGGCACAAGGUCUGAGUUUGGUUCGCGAGCUUGUUGAUCAGAUUUGGCAAGUGCCUUGCAUGGUGUCUCCCUCAUUCAACAGUGUGCUUUCAAGUGUCACCUCUUGAUACAUCGCCAUUACUUCAGUGAUAGUAACAGUCUUGAAGAGAGUUGGCCUUAUGCCAUUAACCCGUCCUUUUCAACCAGUGAAGGCCCUUGAUUGCAUGGUGGUUAAUCACAUCUAAUGCUGCCAAGAUUGUGGAUUGAUGCUCAACUCAAACAAGAGUGGAAACACGGCAUGUUGAUCACUCCAGAAGGUUGGACUGAUGAGGUUAGAAAGGUUAAAAAAUGAUUUAUCAGAACAGAGGCUUGGAUGAAAGGGUUUACAGAUAAAGAAUUGAGGAGUAUAAGAACAUAGUUCGGCUACCAGUACUACAGGAGGCUCAUCCUAAUUCCUGCCCACAGAAAUUUUCAGUGUGCUGGGUGCACAUGAGUUGGUCACAUUACUGUCGUUCAUUUUUGUGGGUUGCACUUAUAUAAACGCACGGGACCAUCCAAAUAAAUGACAAUGAUGAGCCUGGUAUAAAACAUCGGGCAUACCGAAGGAUUUUGUCAUUAUAAGAGGACUCGAACUUUACCAUGGAAGCUCAGUAUUAUUUAUUUAUUUAUUUGGGUCUAUUGAACGCUUGUGUGGUCUAGAAUUUGUACUAUACAACAAUAGAUAAUUCAUCUCUUAUUUAGGCUUAUUUCAGUGUUUUGAACUGUACUGUUAAUGCCUGAAUAUUUUUUCAAUGUCAUCCGAUGUG